Messenger RNA from Closterium sp. Naga37s-1, 1752 nucleotides. The record is from the annotation of a GenBank genome assembly. Lineage: Eukaryota; Viridiplantae; Streptophyta; Zygnematophyceae; Desmidiales; Closteriaceae.
AUGGGCCGCACGCGGCUGGCAGUGAGUGUCAUCUGGACGCUCGACCCCUCCCACCACUUCGCACUCGUGGGGCCGCCUUGGUUCGGCCGAACCGUCAUCCGAUCCAACCACCAGGUGACCCGUCAUCCGAUCCAACCACCAGGCGCAGGCCAUAGCAGAUGGAGUCAUCCACUGCUGGAUGAACAUCGCGUGGCAGACGAGGCGAGGGAACGAAGGUGCACACACACACAUACCCACUCAACCCUCCUCUUCCACUCCCCCUCCGCCCCCUCCCUCCCAUCACAGCUCUCGUACGCCCAGGCAGAGGCCAUAGCAGACGGAGUGCAUCCGUUGCCAGCGGAAGUGGCACAGCACACUCACUUCUCCCCUCGUGCUCCUCUCCCUCCCUUCCUCUCCCCCUCACAGCUCUCGUACGCCCAGGCACAGGCCAUAGCAGACGGAGUGCACCUGCUGCCAGCGGAACACCGCCUGGCAGGCGGGCUGAGAGAGCUCUCGUACACGCAAGCACAGGCCAUAGCAGACGGAGUGCAUCCACUGCCAGCGGAACACCAACUGGCGGGCGGGCAGAGGGAGGUGGCUCGAGCAAAGACGUGCAUCGCCACUCUUACUGCUUUUGUUCGGCCUGAGUUGCAGGAGGAGGAAGUGAUGGAGCUCAGAGGAAGGAUGCUUACAGAGGAGGGGAGGAGGUGUGAGGCAGAGCGGGCUGCAGAAGCGGUGAAAACAGAGUUUCGGGAAGCGGGUGCUGCAGCUGCGGCCCUGGCUCGCGAGAAGGCUGCGUUGGAAGAGCAGCUUCGAGAGAUGCAGAGUCGGGAGAAGCGGGGUGAGGAGGAGAGGAGGGAGCUGGAAGAGGUUGCAGGAGCUGCGCGGCAGGGGCAGCUGGCGAGGGCGCUGGAGCUGGCAAGUGUGGAGCAGAGCUCUGGUCCCUCCUUACAUGGCUCCCUCUUCUUUCCUCCUUCCUUCUCAUUGCUGAUCCCAAGAGCUGCGGCGGCAGAGGAAGAGGGCGGGCGCGCUAUAACUGGCAAGUGCGAAGCAGAGCUCUGUUCCCUCUCCUCUUUUACUCCCACCACCACCACCCCCUUCUCAUUGCUGAUCCCAGGAGCUGCGGCGGCAGAGGCAGAGGGCGGGGGCGCUGGAGCUGGCGAAACGCACGGCUUCCCCUCCCCCCUGCGGUGCAUCACAUGCUGCUCGCCAACACUGCGGUUCCGUCCUCACCUGAACGUCCCCCCUCUGGUGGCAGAGCUCACACUGCUCGCCAACGCCGUCCCUCACUCCUAUGCAAUCCUCCUCCCUCACUCUCCAGCACUCUCUCCCUCACUUCUCCCUGUCCGCUGCCGGCCAUCAGAUGGACGCGGUGGUGGCAGAUCUCUUGGUGCCGUGCCCUCCAAUGCUGCUGUAUCCCGUGCGAUUCUCCUUCCUCAUUCGCCAGUGCCCCUCCUCCUUCUCCACUCCCCCCUGCCCUGUGCCCACCAUCAGAUGAACGCAGUGGUGGCGGAGCUCAUGGUGCUGGCCAAUGCUGCCGUCGCCCGCAAGCUCACCCGGGCCUUCCCAUCGACCGCCUUUCUGCGGCGCCACGCUCCUCCUCGCCCAAACGGCUUCCGCCAUCUCAUGCAUGUGAGGGUGGUGAGCAAUAAACCCCAUCAUCACUCCCCACCUCCCUCCCAACAGGCGCUAGCAGCGUCGCUGGCAGCAGUGAAGCACCUGGGAGACCCCGUCCUGGAUGUGAGCUCCACACCAAACCCUUCGUUGGAGUAG